Messenger RNA from Fukomys damarensis (Damara mole-rat), 3549 nucleotides. It is a transcript of the gene Bmpr1a, whose product is annotated as bone morphogenetic protein receptor type 1A. Gene Ontology annotation, biological process: protein phosphorylation; cellular response to growth factor stimulus; BMP signaling pathway. NCBI's taxonomy places the organism in Eukaryota, Metazoa, Chordata, Mammalia, Rodentia, Bathyergidae. Gene Ontology annotation, molecular function: transforming growth factor beta receptor activity, type I; SMAD binding; ATP binding. Gene Ontology annotation, cellular component: signaling receptor complex; plasma membrane. Bases 400 to 1998 code for a protein of 532 amino acids. The record is from RefSeq and is a predicted model, not a curated record. The transcript is spliced from 13 exons.
AUUUAUGAAAAUAUGCAUCAGUUUAAUACUGUCUUGGAAUUCAUGAGAUGGAAGCAUAGGUCAAAGCUGUUUGAAGAAAAUUGGAAGUGCACUUUAAUAGCCACAUCUUCAAGACAAUCAGGAGAAAAAGUAAGACUCGGCCCCAUUUUGUGAAACAGGAUCAAGUAUGCAUUGCUCGUUUAAAGACAGCAGGAACCAUCUGCCUUGAAACCUUUAAAGACUUCCCUCAGAUGGGUUUUUAACCUUAAGAGAUGAAGGAGUCAGGAGAAAGCAGUGGGAGGUAGAAUCAUUGUCAAGUGAUUUCGUCCUCAACAAGAAAAUCUCAUUGAAUAAAGUCAUUUGAAUUAGUGGAAUAACAGUUAUUCAAGGUGACAGUGUAUGGAACAUUAAAAUUGAACAAUGACUCAGCUCUAUAUUUACAUCAGAUUAUUGGGAGCCUAUCUGUUCAUCAUUUCUCACGUCCAAGGGCAAAAUCUAGAUAGUAUGCUCCAUGGCACUGGGGUGAAAUCAGACUCUGAACCGAAGAAGGCAGAGAACGGAGUGACAUUAGCACCAGAGGACACCUUGCCUUUUUUAAAGUGCUAUUGCUCGGGACACUGCCCGGAUGACGCUGUUAAUAACACAUGCAUAACUAAUGGACAUUGCUUUGCCAUCAUAGAAGAAGAUGACCAAGGAGAAACCACAUUAGCUUCAGGGUGUAUGAAAUAUGAAGGAUCUGAUUUUCAAUGCAAGGAUUCUCCAAAAGCCCAGCCUCGCCGGACAAUAGAAUGUUGUCGGACCAAUCUGUGUAACCAGUAUUUGCAGCCUACACUGCCCCCUGUCGUUAUGGGUCCAUUUUUUGAUGGCAGCAUUCGAUGGCUGGUUGUGCUCAUUUCCAUGGCAGUCUGCAUAAUUGCUAUGAUCAUCUUCUCAAGCUGUUUUUGUUAUAAACACUAUUGUAAGAGCAUCUCAAACAGACGUCGCUACAAUCGUGAUUUGGAACAGGACGAAGCUUUUAUUCCAGUGGGAGAGUCACUGAAAGACCUUAUUGACCAGUCACAGAGCUCUGGGAGUGGAUCUGGCCUUCCCUUACUGGUUCAACGAACUAUUGCCAAACAGAUUCAGAUGGUCCGGCAGGUUGGAAAAGGCCGGUAUGGAGAAGUGUGGAUGGGUAAAUGGCGUGGUGAAAAGGUGGCAGUCAAAGUAUUUUUUACCACCGAGGAAGCAAGCUGGUUCCGAGAAACGGAGAUCUACCAGACAGUGCUGAUGCGCCACGAGAAUAUACUUGGAUUCAUAGCUGCAGACAUUAAAGGCACAGGUUCCUGGACACAGCUCUAUUUGAUCACUGAUUACCACGAAAAUGGGUCUCUGUACGACUUCCUGAAGUGCGCUACGCUAGACACCAGAGCCCUGCUCAAGUUGGCUUAUUCUGCUGCCUGUGGUCUGUGCCACCUCCACACAGAGAUUUAUGGCACCCAAGGGAAGCCUGCAAUUGCGCAUCGUGACCUCAAGAGCAAGAACAUCCUCAUCAAGAAAAAUGGGAGUUGCUGUAUUGCUGACCUGGGCCUUGCUGUUAAAUUCAACAGUGACACGAAUGAAGUCGAUGUGCCUUUGAAUACCAGAGUGGGUACCAAGCGCUACAUGGCUCCAGAGGUGCUAGAUGAAAGCCUGAACAAAAAUCACUUCCAGCCCUACAUCAUGGCCGACAUUUACAGCUUUGGCCUGAUCAUCUGGGAGAUGGCCCGCCGCUGCGUCACGGGAGGCAUCGUGGAGGAGUACCAGCUGCCAUACUACAACAUGGUCCCCAGUGACCCAUCCUACGAGGACAUGCGGGAGGUUGUGUGUGUCAAACGCCUGCGGCCACUGGUGUCCAACCGAUGGAACAGUGAUGAGUGUCUGCGCGCAGUCCUGAAGCUCAUGUCUGAGUGCUGGGCCCACAACCCGGCCUCCAGGCUGACUGCACUGAGGAUCAAGAAGACACUUGCCAAGAUGGUGGAGUCCCAGGAUGUGAAGAUCUGACACCUGCACAGGUGGGAGGGGCACGACUGUCUCCAGGGCACUGCGGAACCUGCGUGUGUGCCCCCUCCUCCCUUACCUUCACAGGCUGCUAACGUUGCCCUGCCAUGCUCUUCAGGAUACCGCUGGGGUUCUGGACCCUGUGUUCUCUCCACACGGACAGCUGUAUUCUAAAUGUGGUUUUUGAUGCCUUUUUAAUUGUGUUUUUAUGAGCUGCAUCAAGACUCCAGUUGUGAUUCUUAAGUCUCCAGUUGAACUCUGUGUACUGAAUUGCCUAUUCCUAAGUGGUGCUUUCUGUGAAAGCCGUAAGAAGCUAACUAACUGAGCAGCAGAGAUGGAAAAACACACUUCUGCCUUCUACCUGAGAGAUGUAGUCUGUUUGUAUUCUGCCUGUGUAAAACAGCCUCUGGAUGAUGAGUUCCUUGGGCUGCCGCUAAGCUGACAACAGUGUGUCCUGCCUUUCUGGAUACUGGUGUGUGUGCUCUCAUGUGCCAGGAUACCUCUGCUGCCAUGGAAUUAGAAGAAAAAGAAGAUUUACGAGUGCACAGGAAGAGCCUGGUGGCUGGUGGUUUUGUGCUUUAAAAAUGCAAUAUGUGGCCAACAUUUGCCAGUUUAUCGUAGCCAUUUGUCUUGCAAGUGAGGUAGCUUCCCCAGCAACUUUGUCUUUUAACAUAAUAGUUGCUGUAAGGCCAAAAGAAGUUUAAAGUGUCUGUAAAUUUGGACUGGUUGUUUUUUCCUGCUGCCAUCCUUUUUCAUUUUUUGUGAUUAUUAUUUUGUCAUGUAAAGCAUCCUCUCCAAAGCUUUCAGUGCCACAAACCAUGUUGAUAAAGCAACCACUUCUGAUUGAAGUGAAUUACUGCAUCUGGUAGCGAUGUAAGUGCCUAAAUCAUAUUCUGCAUCCUUUAUGCACAGUAUCUUUUAAAAGGGAAGUUAUUUAUGUUGUGCGUGUAAUGUGCUUUACUUGCAAACCCCCUCCUUUCCAGCCGAGUUUAGGUAUGUUACAUACAUUCACGCUACAGCUGCCGGCUCAUGGAGCCUCAUGUCUUGUCCUUGGGGGCAGGAGGUGUAGGUUGAACACAUAGGAACUUUCGGAGUAAUGAGCAACUUCAGGCAAAGACUUCAUUGAGAUAGUAUCAUCUCAGUGGUCCUUUGCUAAAGGAUUCUAUAAUUACAGAUUUAUGUGUCAGAGCUGAUACAAAUUGAUCCAUACUCUUAAUAUGUUUUAGACAUCUAAAUCAUUUGAGACUUUUUUUUUUUUUUUGGUACCAGAGAUUGAACUCUGAACCUUGCACUUGCGAGGCAGGUGGCAGAACCAUUGAGCUAAAUCCCCAGCCCUCAUUUGAGACUUUUUGAGGUUUUGUUUCUGGUCCCUAACUAGUGAAGAUGAAGGCAGAGGUGUGUAGAACUCCUGUCUGUGCCAAGUAGCUCUUACUCAAGAAAAUGAUAUCAAUUUUAUAUACAGUAGAGGUCUUGUUAUCUGAGGAAUACUGAGUCUCCUAAACUUAACUAUGCUUCUGUAACACCUUUGAAAUGUUUGUCUCUUAUUCUCAGCAA